Messenger RNA from Papaver somniferum (opium poppy), 2140 nucleotides. Its product is annotated as E3 ubiquitin-protein ligase ORTHRUS 2-like. Bases 1 to 1950 code for a protein of 649 amino acids. Gene Ontology annotation, molecular function: ubiquitin protein ligase activity; metal ion binding. Lineage: Eukaryota; Viridiplantae; Streptophyta; Magnoliopsida; Ranunculales; Papaveraceae. Gene Ontology annotation, biological process: negative regulation of gene expression via chromosomal CpG island methylation; protein ubiquitination. The record is from RefSeq and is a predicted model, not a curated record. The transcript has 9 exons.
AUGGCUCAACAACUACCAUGUGAUGGAGAAGGAGUUUGUAUGAGUUGCAAGACAAAAGUAGUAUCGGGGACUGAAACCAUAUGCUGUAAAACCUGUGGCAGUUCAUGGCAUGCAAGUUGCCUUUCCAAACCCAUAGAAUCACUAGUAUUAACUCUCGAAUGGGUUUGCCCAGAUUGUUGUUGUCUAAAUGACGACAAUAAUGAUGGUGCUGUUGUUUCGAAUGAUAUUCUAUUAUCAUCAUCUAUCGGAGAGUCUUCUUCGCAUAAUAAGAACGAUCUCAUAAGGUUAAUGCGUGCCAUCGAAGCAGAUUCAACGCUGAACGAUCAACAGAAAGCGAAGAAACGACAAGAACUUAUGACCGGGAAAACUUCCGACGAUGAUGACAAGAAAAAGAAGAAAACAACCGGCGGAAAUGAUGUGAUGGAUAUUCUCGGGGACAACCUUAUCUGUCUAGUCUGCCGGGAGUUACCCGAAAGACCUGUUACUACUCCGUGUGGUCAUAAUUUUUGUUUAAAAUGCUUUGAAAAGUGGGCACAAGGAAAUAAAAUUUGUCCCAAUCGUUGCCGUCCACUACCUCAGAGUAUGAUAAAUAACCCGAGGAUUAACUCGGCUCUUGUCGUUGCAAUACGUACGACAAAGGUAGCUCAAAAAAAGGGUUUAAGAAAAAAUGCCGAGACAGUCUAUGAAUCUGUUAAUAAUCAAAAUAAACCAGACAAAGCGUAUAUAACGGAGCGAGCGAAAAGAUCCGGUAAGGCCAAUGCGUGCAGUGGAAAGAUCUUUGUCACGGUCCCAAAUGACCAUUUUGGACCUAUACUGGCUGAAAACGACCCUGAGAGGAAUCAGGGAGUCCUAGUAGGAGAAUCCUGGGGGGAUAGAUUUGAAUGCAGGCAAUGGGGAGCUCAUUUUCCUCAUGUUGCUGGUAUUGCUGGACAGUCCAAGCAUGGUUCGCAAUCCAUUGUUUUAUCUGGAGGAUAUGCAGAUGAUGAAGACCAUGGAGAGUGGUUCCUCUACACAGGAAGUGGGGGCAGGAACCUCAGUGGUAACAAACGCACAAACACGGACCAAUCUUUUGAUCAAGAGUUUAAGAAAUUAAAUGAAGCCUUGCGUGUGAGUUGCAGAAAAGGAUAUCCAGUUCGGGUUGUCAGAUCACAUAAGGAGAAACGCUCCCCAUAUGCUCCCGAAACUGGGUUGAGAUACGAUGGCAUAUAUAGAAUUGAAAAAUGGUGGAGAAAAGUUGGAAUCCAGGGAUUUAAGAUGUGCAGAUAUCUCUUUGUUCGAUGCGACAAUGAACCUGCUCCGUGGACGAGCGAUGAACACGGGGACCGUCCAAGAUCCCUACCUGUUAUUAAAGAGCUAAACGGGGCAACAAAUGUAACAGAUAGAACGGAUAGUCCUUCCUGGGAUUAUGAUGAUGAAGAAAGUUGCUGGAAAUGGAAGAAGCCUCCACCUUCCAGUAAAACACCUGUGCAGACAGGUAAUCCCGGAAAAGAAGGGAAAGGGGCACGAAAUGCGUCCCUGAGAGAUAAGGUUCUUAAAGAAUUCAAGUGUCAACUUUGUCGGCAAGUGAUGUCUGAUCCCUUAACAACUCCCUGUGCUCACAACUAUUGCAAGCAUUGUUUAGAGGCGUUUUUUGUUGGUCAAAGUUCUGUUAGAAAGAGAUCUUAUCAGGGGAGGACACUGCGAGCACAAAAGACAAUAAUGAAGUGCCCGCUGUGUACAACAGACUUAUCUGAGUUCCUUGAAAAUCCUCAGGUAAAUAGGGAGUUAAUGGAAGUCAUUAAAAACCUCCAGCGUGAGACUGAGGAUGAGAAUGACAAGGACUUGAACGGUGAGACGAAUGGCCGGAUAAACUGGAAGACUUCGCCGAAGCUGCUAAAGAUGACAAUUCUGACACGACUGAAGAAACCCCUGAAAUUGAGGGGGGAGCUAAGCAGAUUAACAAGCGCUUGAAGACUGAAGGUUAAUGCUUGGAGAGGAAAACGAGUCGCAUUGGAUAGUAAAGUUCAAACCUACGUACUGAUACAUGGUUUGGAAAAAGAAAAUUGGGAAGUGUACUUCGCCGGAUGUACUCGUUAAAGGAAGAUAAAAUGGAGAUACAAUUCACAUUCCUGACAGAUAGAGAGAAGAUAUACAAAAUAGC